UUGCCGAAGAGUUAAAGAAAGAAGUAAAAGAAAAACUAAUCCCUCAAAAAGAAACCAUCGUCGUUUUCGAUGAAGCCCACUUCAAUGAUGCCGGUUAUCAAUCUCUCCAAUUCGAAAUGAUAAAAGCCGGUUAUAACUGCUUAAGAAUGUCUGCUACUUUUCCCGGAGCGGAAUUCUCCACCACUUCUUCUUAUCCCAUGAAAAGAAUUCAUUGCGAUGGCCCUAUUGAUCCGAACAUGCCGGGCGGAUUAAUGAUUUACCAAAAUGCCGAGCAAGUAGAAAAAUUAGAAAACUUACGGGGAGUUCCGGUCGGCAUCAACUCGGAAGAAAGAAUUCAAACGGGAAAUACUUGGAUUUUUGGGAAAAACCUAGAACUAAGUGAUGAACAAAUCCGAACUUUGGGCAAUAAUGUCUCUUACAUGGUCUAUACUCCCGAAUUUGACGAGAAUUGUGAGGAUAUUUCACAUGGUCGGCCAAAGGGUUCCGCCGAUAAUGUUGAUGACAGCAAAGCCAUGGGUUAUACUCCCAGAAUAGAUACGGUGAUUUGUUUAGGAGCCAUUGAAACCACUAAUUUAGGAAAAUACUUUACUUAUUCUGAUCCUACUCUUGGAUUUAUCGACAUUUUUAAUUUAGUUCAGGAAAUGGGGCGGGUUUCUCGAACCAGUUAUGGUUUAGCCAUUACCCUAACCAAAGAAUGUGGAGAAGUUGAUUUAAGUGAUAAUGUUAGUGCGGCUAUGGUCCGAACUACUUUUAACGGCGAUAUCAAGCAAAUUAACGACAAAGAGUAUAAGCAGAUUUACGAUAUAGAUAUCUUGCGGGGAGCCUUGGCUUAUCCGGAUCCGAAAACUUUCGGCAAAGCCCCGGAAGAAAUUCUUAUGGGUCUGAAAAUUACCAAAGACCAACAAUCUAAAAAAGAAAAAUUAACUCAACUAGUUUGA
Molecule: messenger RNA, 938 nt
Organism: Racocetra persica
Lineage: Eukaryota; Fungi; Glomeromycota; Glomeromycetes; Diversisporales; Gigasporaceae
Source: the annotation of a GenBank genome assembly